This is a messenger RNA of Dentiscutata erythropus, 231 nucleotides long. NCBI's taxonomy places the organism in Eukaryota, Fungi, Glomeromycota, Glomeromycetes, Diversisporales, Gigasporaceae. The record is from the annotation of a GenBank genome assembly.
AUGUUAAUAUGCUUGGCAGCAAUAGCAAGAGAGCAUAAAAUGAGGAACCUUGAUGACCCAACGAAAGGUGGCUCAGUUCGUUUAAUAGUGGAAGGAAGCAAAAGAGUUGCAACGAGAGUAGGAAGUGAAGCUAGUUGGCCAAGGGACCCAUUGCCAGUUGUGGUAAUUAGAUGUUACAUUGAGUGUCUAUCGCUGGGAAUAAGUAUUUUUGUCAGUCAAUUAGCAAUGUGA